Molecule: messenger RNA, 1759 nt
Organism: Schizosaccharomyces cryophilus OY26
Lineage: Eukaryota; Fungi; Ascomycota; Schizosaccharomycetes; Schizosaccharomycetales; Schizosaccharomycetaceae
Product: UTP-glucose-1-phosphate uridylyltransferase
Exons: 1
Coding region: 161-1660 (499 amino acids)
Biological process (GO): glycogen metabolic process; UDP-alpha-D-glucose metabolic process
Cellular component (GO): cytoplasm
Molecular function (GO): UTP:glucose-1-phosphate uridylyltransferase activity
Source: RefSeq, a predicted model, not a curated record
UUCAAGUGGGCUUAUUGCAAUACGUAGUUCUGCAAAUAAGCUUCGGUAAGCAACAUUAUACGCUAUAAAUAAAUUCAAAGCCACCGGAACUACGUUUGUUUAUACCGAAUAUUACUGUUGUUUUCUUCUGCCCUUAACCAGCAUCAUUUAAAAGAGAAUAAUGCUACAUCGGCGAGUUCAUUUUAAGUCUCAGUCCACUUUGGACUUUGAUAGUAUUGCUGUUAGUAUUUCAGCUAGCACAAUGAAAAAUGAGCUCGAUAAGCUGCUACAGAACUCAAAGGUUACUGAUCGACGAAUUUUUAACCUUCAGAUGGAAAACUUUUUUGCUCUGUAUCGCAGAUAUUUAUUACACACAGUAAAAGGAUAUGAGUGUGAUUGGGAUUCGAUUCGGCCUUUAGGCCCGAAGGAUGUCACGGAUUACAUGGAUUUACCUCCUUGUGAGCAAGGAUCACAGUACCUUGAUCGGAUAGCAGUUCUAAAAUUGAAUGGUGGAAUGGGGAAUAAUAUGGGUAUCAAUAAGCCGAAAGCUUUAAUCGAGCUUCAUGACAAUCAAACGUUUCUUGACUUAAGUAUCCAGCAGAUUGAGUACCUUAAUAAACGAUAUGAUGUAGCGGUUCCUUUUUUGUUAAUGAACUCUUGUGUUACGAAUGACGAAACAUGUAAAGUUCUUCGAAAAUAUACUGGCUACAAUCUUGAUAUAUCUACCUUCGAGCAAUCUCGUUUCCCUCGUGUCCUCGUAGACUCUCAGCUUCCUAUUCCCAAAACUGCUCCUUCUCCCAUUGAGGAAUGGUAUCCACCGGGGCAUGGGGAUAUUUUUGAAGCACUCGUUCACUCCGGAAUCAUAGACCGUUUACUUGCCCAAGGAAAAGACUACUUAUUCGUGAGCAACAUUGACAAUUUAGGUGCCUCCGUUGAUCCCAAAAUUCUUUGUCAUGUUAUAGAAAACCAAAUAGAGUAUACGAUGGAGGUCACUGAUAAAACGAAAGCUGAUGUAAAGGUUGGUAUCCUCGUUAAUCAGGAUGGCAUUUUACGAUUAUUAGAACGGAAUCAGGUUCCAGAAAAACACCAGGAAGAAUUUACCUCAGAUCGAAUUUUUAAAAAUAUCAACACGAAUAAUGUCUGGCUUUAUCUGCCAGCUGUCAAACGAGUAGUCGAAAAUCGGGAACUGAACUUGGAUGUUAUGCCCAACAUUGAAACUAUCAACCACAACGAUGAGACAGCUAGGGUUAUUGAGUUCACAACUUCUAUUGGUUCUGCCAUCAGUCAAUUCAAAAAAACCGAAGGAAUUAAAGUGCCACGUCAAAGAUUUAUUUCUGUAAAAACAUCUGCAGAUCUGCUCCUCGUACGUGGUGAUUUAUAUUCCAUAGACCAUGGAUCUUUAUUAGUUGAGGAUUCAAAGGUUGGAUUUCCUCCUCCUGUUGUCAACUUAACCAAUGAAUUUGUUGACGUAGCACAAUUAUUUCGUCGGAUACCGCACAUGCCGAGCAUUAAAGACUUAACUUCAUUAUCGAUAUCUGGUAAUGUUUAUUUUGGGAAAAAUGUAGUUUUGAAAGGCAAUGUUGUUAUUGUAGCAUCACCAAAUGCGACGCUGAAUAUCCCACCUAACGCUGUUUUAGAAAAUUGUGUAGUAUCUGGGAACUGUAAAAUAAUGGACCACUAAUGUUCUUUUGCUAAUUGCAAAAACUUUGAUGUAUGGAUUUUUAUGAUUAGAUAUGGAAUACUUUAAAUGGCUUAUUAAUACAAUUUCAUUAUUUCACUA